AUGUUCAGUGCUCAGAGACAUGUUUGUAUGUAAGGAACUCUGAAAUGUAAGGAACUCUGAAACCUGACCACCACACUGGCAUGUGGCUUUUCUCAAAACACUUUGCAUCGACAAAAGGAGAGAAGAGGAGAAAAGAAGGGUAGCCCCAUUCAACUAUGGACACAAUUACUCCAGUUUUACGUGACUCGAAUCUAUAUCGAUAUCAAGGAUUUUGCUUUUUUAAGGAACUAAUGCCACCAGAGUACAUAGACUCUCUACAGAAUUUUAAAAUAAAAGAGGACGAUGUGUUCAUGAUUACAUACCCCAAAUCAGGAACUAUUUGGACACAACAUAUUCUAAGUUUAAUAUACAGUGAAGGGUACAGAAAUGGAACAGAACAAAUAGAAACUUCUGAAAGAAUUCCAUGGAUUGAAUUUCAAUUUCUCCAUAAAAAUGACCAUAACAGUCGUCCCUCUCCUCGUUUGUUUGCAUCCCAUUUGUCAUCUAGGUUUGUACCACAGGGUCUGAAAAAUAGGAAGGCAAAGGUUAUUUAUGUGAUGAGAAAUCCAAAGGAUGUGAUAAAAUCUCUGUAUCACUUUGAAGCCAUGGCAGCCUUUGCUGAGACCUCUCCGGAUUUUGACCACUUCUUUAUGAAGUUUUUAGAGGGUGAUGUUUUUGCGGGCAGCUGGUUUGAUCAUGUCCUAGGAUGGUACAAGCAUAAAGAAGAUUUCAAUAUUCUUUUCAUAAAGUAUGAAGAUAUGAUCAUGGAUUUACGUUCUGUUGUCAAACAAAUCUGCACAUUUUUAGGGAAAGCAUUAGAUGAUGAAUCUUUAGACAUUGUUGUGAAAAAAGCAACAUUCAAUGAAAUGAAGAAGGAGCCACUUGCAAAUAAAGAAAAUAUGCCAGAAGAGUUUUUUGAUUCUAAAGUUGGACAAUUUAUGCGAAAAGGUACAAUUGGAGACUGGAAAAAUACCAUGACUGUGGCACAGAGUGAAGCUUUUGACCGUAUCUAUCAGGAAAAGAUGGGAGAUGUAGAUCUACACUUUACCUGGGAUAUGAAUUAAAGAAAUAUCUGAAUAGACAAACCAUUUAGGGUGGAAUGACACAUGUAGUUUUUAGUUUCAUUUUCAAAAUCAUAUUUUUUCCAUUUUAUUUGCUUGUUCUUUAAAAUAGUGUGACUUUGUCUUGUUGUUUUGGUAAAUAUGUAUCUAAUUUAGUAGAAUUUAUAACUACAUAUAAAUGUAUACAAUGUUUUUUCCAAAAAUAGUUCUUUUUUUAACAUUAUUCAUAGAAAAUAAAUAAGUUGAUUAAACAGUAUG
This is a messenger RNA of Hyla sarda, 1298 nucleotides long. Its product is annotated as amine sulfotransferase-like. The coding region runs from base 156 to 1043 and encodes 295 amino acids. The record is from RefSeq and is a predicted model, not a curated record. Gene Ontology annotation, molecular function: sulfotransferase activity. The transcript has 7 exons. Gene Ontology annotation, cellular component: cytoplasm. Gene Ontology annotation, biological process: sulfation. Lineage: Eukaryota; Metazoa; Chordata; Amphibia; Anura; Hylidae.